Messenger RNA from Zalophus californianus (California sea lion), 6212 nucleotides. It is a transcript of the gene LGI2, whose product is annotated as leucine rich repeat LGI family member 2. The record is from RefSeq and is a predicted model, not a curated record. Gene Ontology annotation, biological process: inhibitory synapse assembly. Gene Ontology annotation, molecular function: protein binding. Lineage: Eukaryota; Metazoa; Chordata; Mammalia; Carnivora; Otariidae.
AUGGCGCUGCGGCGGGGCGGCGGCGGCGGCGGCGGCGGGGCGCUGGGGCGGCUGCUGCUCUUGCUCAGUGCCGCGUGCCUGAUCCCGCGGGGCGCGCAGGUGAGGCGGCUGGCGCGCUGCCCCGCCACUUGCAGCUGUACCAAGGAGUCCAUCAUCUGCGUGGGCUCCUCCUGGGUGCCCAGGAUCGUGCCGGGCGACAUCAGCUCCCUGAGCCUGGUAAAUGGAACAUUUUCAGAAAUCAAGGACCGAAUGUUUUCCCAUCUGCCUUCGCUGCAGUUGCUAUUGCUGAAUUCUAACUUUACCGUCAUCCGGGAUGAUGCUUUUGCUGGACUUUUCCAUCUUGAAUACCUUUUUCUUCCCGGAACAAAAAUAGAAACCAUUUCAAGAAAUGCAUUUCGUGGUCUCCGGGACCUGACUCACCUUUCUUUGGCCAAUAACCACAUAAAAGCACUCCCAAGGGAUGUCUUCAGUGAUUUAGACUCUCUGAUUGAACUCGAUUUAAGGGGCAAUAAAUUCGAAUGUGACUGCAAAGCCAAGUGGUUGUAUUUGUGGUUGAAGAUGACCAAUUCCACUGUCUCCGAUGUCCUCUGUAUCGGUCCACCAGAAUACCAGGAAAAGAAGCUAAAUGAUGUGCCCAGCUUCGACUACGAAUGUACCACUACAGAUUUUGUUGUUCAUCAGACUUUGCCCUACCAGUCGGUUUCGGUGGAUACGUUCAACUCCAAGAAUGACGUGUAUGUGGCCAUCGCUCAGCCCAGCAUGGAGAACUGCAUGGUGCUGGAGUGGGACCACAUCGAAAUGAAUUUCCGGAGCUAUGACAACAUUACAGGUCAGUCCAUUGUGGGCUGUAAGGCCAUCCUCAUCGACGACCAGGUUUUCGUGGUGGUGGCCCAGCUCUUCGGCGGCUCUCACAUCUACAAAUACGACGAGAGCUGGACCAAGUUUGUCAAAUUCCAGGACAUUGAAGUCUCUCGCAUUUCGAAGCCCAACGACAUCGAGCUGUUUCAGAUUGAGGACGAGACGUUCUUCAUCAUCGCAGAUAGCUCUAAAGCUGGUCUGUCCACGGUGUAUAAAUGGAACACCAAAGGGUUCUACUCCUACCAGUCUCUGCACGAGUGGUUCAGGGACACGGAUGCAGAAUUUGUUGACAUAGACGGGAAGUCGCACCUGAUUCUGUCCAGCCGCUCCCAGGUCCCCAUCAUCCUCCAGUGGAAUAAAAGCUCUAAGAAGUUUGUCCCCCACAGUGAUAUCCCCAACAUGGAGGACGUACUGGCCGUGAAGAGCUUUAGGAUGCAGAAUGCCCUCUACCUUUCCCUCACCCGCUUCAUCGGGGACUCCAGGGUCAUGACGUGGAACAGUAAGCAGUUUGUGGAGAUCCAGGCUCUUCCAUCCCGGGGGGCCAUGACACUGCAGCCCUUUUCUUUUAAAGAUAAUCACUACCUGGCCCUGGGGAGUGACUAUACAUUCUCCCAGAUCUACCAGUGGGAUAAAGAAAAGCAGCUAUUCAAAAAAUUCAAGGAGAUUUAUGUGCAGGCACCUCGUUCCUUCACAGCUGUCUCCACUGACAGGAGAGAUUUCUUUUUUGCAUCCAGUUUCAAAGGGAAAACAAAGAUUUUUGAACAUAUAGUCGUUGACUUAAGUUUGUGAAGAGGUGACUGGUGAAUUUAAGAGACACAUAGUGCUAGCUUUCACAAGAGAGGCCCGAGAAACAAACACAAGGCCAAGUUCAGAGCUCCGCAAUUAAAAACGCACUGGGGAAAUAGAAAUUUUCAACAUUUUAGAACUCACAUUUCAAUCAGGGAUUGCUUUUAUUGGCUAACUGCAUGACAUGUCCAUUCUCCCAUUUCAAAAGACAUCUUAAAGCCUGUUAUCUCUGAGAAAAGAGUGGAGCAUUAACUCUUACCAUCUAGAAAAGUAAUGUGCUUUUUUCUUUUUCUUUUUUUUUUAAUGAGGAAGGAGGAAAUCGGAUAAGAUGGGGCGGUUCUUAUGAUGAAAUUAAAAAAAAAACAAACCACCAAACUAUGGGCCCUUCUCAUUCCAUUUCAGCAAUCUUGUUGGGUAAGAAUGCUUAAAGCCAAAGUCAGCUGAAAAAAUUUGCUGAUGAUUCAUUUAAAAAUCUGAUAACACUCAGCAAUACUAUUUUGAGUCAUUUCAGUUUCCUGAAUGCCCCUUCAUAGCAGAACGUUGGCUGUUUCAUUGGCUCGGGCGAUGCUCGUGAUGGGGGGUGUUCACAAAAUAACGUUGGGCGUUGCUUCCUUUGCCACAAAGAAAAUACUCUGCUGACACGCGUCCAGGCCCAGCAUGGGCCAUAGGCCCAUGAGUGAGACAAAGGCGGUUUCCCCUCUUCCUUGUAGUUCAGAGCCCACCCCGUGGCGCCUGGAGCAAUAUUGCUUUUAGAUGCCCUCCAUGACUUGGCUGCUUCCCUGAACCCAUUCUUUGAAUUUGUGGGUAACCAGCAGACAGGCCAAAGACUGAACGGUGCUUUUCAUCCCAUCCUUUAAAGCAAUAGAACAGGGCUUUCCAGCUGAUGAGCAUUCGGUAGAAUUUCUGAAGCAAGAUUUUGUGGGAUCAAAGAGGACUUUACACAAGUCUCGUUGUACUUUGAAACCUAGAGGUGGCCCUUUGAUUUGUGCAUGUCUGUGCCCUCUGGGCAGCUUCCUGUUUCGAGUCAUUGAGUACCAGCCUACCUUCCUGCCUCCCUGCCUUCCUCCCUACUCCUACGUCGGUCCUGCUUUGUUGAUGUGCUGUUGCUGCCGCCGCCAAUGCGGACAGGCUGGGGCACCACAUUGCAGAACCCAGGGUGCUCCUGACACCGGUGCCCCUUCCUUUCCCAGUAGUUUAGCCGAGGAAAACCCCCUGGGGCUCACACCCUGACGUGGGACCACAUACUGGCAGGGGGCUCAUCCUGAAUAGGCUGGGGCGGGGAGGGGGGCGGGCUCGGGCUGAUCACUGGGGACCAGCUUUGGAGCUAGACACACAGCAUCCCACAGACCAGGUCUGCGCUCAGGGGGCCAGAGGGUCUAUUUCAAACUGGCCUUCUCUGGUGUGGAUUAUUGGGAAGCCCAUGGGGUCUGGUUUUGUGGAAGCUUCCCAGUGGAUGCUCUGCCUAAUUAGCUGGUUCUCUUGAAGUGGAUUUUAGGAGUGACUCUGAAAGAGCCCCCCAACAGCAUCUCUGGUAGCCCCCAAGUCAGCACAAUCAUGUUGUACUGGAGUGUUAUUUUUUAAUGAUCAUUUGCCAAGUCAUGAGUUGGUAGAUGUUUUGCCGCAGAUCUGAGCACGGUGUUGUUUCGGGUUGAAGCGAUGCAGAUCAAGGCAAUGAGUAGCCUCGAUGCUGGCUACAUUCGGAACUGCAGACUGCGGGCUUCCAGCCUCAGACACCGGGGAUUUUAAAGAACUCGGUCACCCACACGGAGUAUAGCGUUGCUGCUUGAAGCUUUCCAGUAGGCACCAACCGAACAGGAGAAAAGUGGCUUGUUUUCAUUUUUGAAGCAUCAAAAUCCAGAUUCUUUUGCCUUCCCGGUUGAUUUGCAUUGACUGCAAAUGCCCAGAUCCCUGCAUCAUCGGUGGCUGAAAGUGGGACAGCUCUGCUAUUCCUCUGGCUGUUGAGAUGGGCAAGCAAUUCUUUCUGGCACAUGGAACCCCUCAGGCAAGCCUGGGCGGAAAAACAGGCCCUUGGCAAACAAGGUAGGGGGCAUUUCGGCAGCCCUAGCACUUGUGCGAGCUCGAAAUGAUGUUCCCGAGUCCAGCCACUUGUUGAGAAGGCAACCUGGGCAUCUUUUCGCAGGGCUGCCCAUGGGGAAGCAUCACUGGCUCCACAGCUUCCCCUCUGAGGGGGUAAGUGGCUGGAGAAACCGUUGGCAUUCACCGUUUCCAAUAAUGAAUCUGGGAAACUGGGAAGCCCGGGGUAUGGGGCUGGGGACAGGGGUGCUUGCUGAGUCCAAGGGAGACAUUGGCCGGUGGAAGAAAGAUCUAAGGAACCGUAGGUGAGGUGAGGGCAAGAGGGCGGGUAGUCCAUGCGGCUGCAGCCAGGUUCUCUUUUCCUUCUUAAGAAAUUAGACAAGAUCAGAAUCUGCAGCCUCCAAGAGUCUCGGCACCGAGGGAGGAGGUAUUUGUUCUGGCCGGCUUGCUAAAGGAGCAUAGAUGUUCUUGGCGUGAGGUGGUGGAAGCUUUGCUUCAUUAAUCUCACUGCUUCAUCCCAAGAAUCCCUCCAGUUUUAAACAAUUUCUGCAAGAAGGUUUUCCCAGUAAUAAUGUAAGACAAAAGAACACCACCAACAACAAAACCCCCCAAACCCCAACAACAACAACAGAAACCCAAGGCAGAGAGACACGUGGGGCCAUCACCUGUGGAGCGAGUUCUGGGAAGGGCUGCUCUCGUCCAUUCCUUUCCCAUCACCCAUGGGUUGCCUUCUUGCUAGCUUGUUUCUUCUUUACAGUCUCUGUGGCUAGGGCUAAGUCCCCCCACGUAGCCAAGUGGCCACACCACACAGCCUUAAAGCGUGGGAUCAGGAACCGAUCUCUCACGAAGACUAAAAACGAGCCUUUGGUGUGAAGGCAGGGUGUUCUCGGGCAACGGAUAAUAAGCCCACCCUGCAUUUCAGCAAAGCUUUAUGUUCUUUCAGUGUACAUUUGUGUCCAUCUCAUUUGUUCAUAAAUAGUUCAGUUUAUUGGUGGGCGGGUAUUCUAAUUUCAGGAGAAUGAAAUCGGCGUAAAAAAUCUAAGUCAGUUGCCUGCUCGAGAUUAUCCAGUAGUGAGGCAAAAGCAGAGCUUUGCCCCUGCACAGCGGGCUUUGUAUUUUCUUUGUGAUACUCUGACAUGCCUUCCAAAUGAAGACUUUUUUCUCAUGAUUCAGAAUAUAGCAGUACCUUGAGAUAAAAUAAAAAAUACAACAAAUUAUGCAUAGCCAGAAGGAAAAUAGAGUUGAAUAGACACCAUCUCAUCAGCUGGUCCCUUUAACAAUUAAACGCUACGGGAUCGCUAUUACACGUGAGGCCCCACUCUUGAAAGUCUUCCAGAAAUUUCAGAUAGUGUUCUGCUCUAAAGAGGAUUUCUAGCCGGCAGGGCUGCUUCUCCACACACUCCCCCCGACCCCAAUAGCGAUGGGGCGAUGUUGAGGUUGAGACACAUCUGGUUCUUGUCACAAUGUCCACAAGAUAAACAAGAGAGUUCUAUCAGGGAACAACUAAAAACUCGAAUGCACAAGUGAUGAUGAAUUGCUCCGGGUCAUAAUCAGCCUUUGGGGAGCACGCUGAAAAUGCCAGUGUUGCAUUUUUCUUCCCCAUGGAUUGAGAGGCUGUGUAUUUUUAGGAAAGAAAUCAGCGUGGGAUGCUGGAGGUUUGGCUGCCAGGAACACUCACGAUGGAAAUUUCUCUGACCUGGGGUAUAAUGAAAGAGAGAUGAAGGUCUGCAGGAGGGGAGUCUAUCUGCAUGCCACCUAAAGAAAAUCUCUUUAGCCAGCUUCCUGAUUCUUCCGAAAAGGUGUCAGCCCCUCUUCUGCAGUUUUGGAAGAGAGUUCUUUAAUUAGGCAGUGGCCAAAGAUUCUGUUGAGCAGGGCUCUGAAGUGGAAUGCAAUAAUCUAGUUGUUGACGCUGUGAGUAAGGUGGUCCAGACUUAGGACAGUCUAAAGGGAAUGGGCAGAAAAGCAGGGCAGAUGGCUGUGGAGGAAACUCUUUUGGGAAAGUAGAAAUAAACUGGAAGAAAAAAAGAUCAUCAUGAUUUCCUUUGCCUCAGCCAGGCAAGUAGAGGGUGGACCAACUAGGCAAAUUAACAGCCAGUUAUUAACGAAGAGAGCCCAUUGUAAUGCUAAUUGAAAUAAGAAUUGUGUUGUAAAACUACUGAGAUCUAAACCUAGCGAGGCACUCUUAUCCUUAACAUUAUUCCAUUACUUGUAUCAGAAUCUACCUUUUUCUCUAGUAGGAAACUAUGCAUUCCCUAUCAAUCCCUUUGACUAUCAGGAAUGUAUAAGAACUGUGAUAAAAUAAGCCAAUAUGCCAUUUGGUACCAUUUUUAUGUAUCUUAGAUGCAUAACUUAGGUAAAAUAAGAAUAAUUUAUAUGUAUAUGAAAGCAAAUUUUGCAGUAUGCAAGCUACAAUGGAUGCAUUUAAAGGCUGGAUAUAUAUUUAGCUCUUUUUUGGUAAAUACAGUUAACAAACAACAUGCCUCUUAAUUCGAUAUAUUCUGUAAGUCUAUGAAUAAAAAGUAGCUCACGCCUAA